AUGGCGUCUGUCGUCCGCGGCACGUCGCUCAGAGCCGGCGGCGCUUGUGUGCGUUGUCGCAAGGGAAAAACAAAGUGUGUCUACGAGAAUGGUCGCGCACCAUGCAGGAACUGUGCCAAGGGGAUGCACGAAUGUUAUCUACCUUCGGAGAGUAUGGCUCAUCAUCAUGGUCAAUCACCAGCAAGGCCUCCUCGCCCGCGUGAGAGUCUACCUGGAGAGCGAAGCGUGUCGGCAACCAGCGACCGCCAGCCUGUAGCGUCCGGCACUGUUUUGCCGCGCAAUAUGCAGACCAAUAGCGAGAAACUCAAUCCGGAACUGGUGACGGAAUGUGAGAGGGUAAUCAGCAAGACCAUUCCAUCUUGUGUUGCCUUUCACAAACCUUCCUUCCUGCAGAAGCUUAAGAAUGGCACCCUCGAGGCCAGCAUCGUCAACGGUCUUCUGACUUGUGCUGCACGGAGCUCUCCAGCAUUGAUUCGUCGCUAUGGCGGCCAGGGAGGUGCUUCGACUGCGGCCGAGCAUUUUGCCGUCAAGGCCAUCAAUAUAAUCAUGCAGAAUCUCGACAACCCGAGCUUGGCGGAUAUUCAGGCUCUUUGCCUUCUGAUCAUCCACGAAUGGGGUAACCGCAAUGCAGUCCGCGCGUACAUUUACCUUGGCCAAGCCGCUCGUAUGGCUCAGAUGUAUCGGAUAAUUGCAGUUCAUCAGAACCGAGACGAUCCGGAUCAGUUCAUUAAGGAGGAAUCGUUUCGGCGUACUCUGUGGCUUAUCUAUGUGUUGGAUUGCUUCCUCACAAGUAGCCCCGGCCGCCAGCCGGCCGUGUCCCACCAUGACAUCAAGGAUGUUCCACUUCCGUGCCUUGACAUGAGCUACAACUUCGGCACGCCCGUGUAUGUUCGUACCCUCGCCGGUGGGCCCCCUCCGGCGCUUCCCACUCCGUCCACCCCAAUUUCCGAGGUUGGCGAAUUUGGCCACAUCGUGAUGGCAACCCAGGCCUGGCGUAACGUUGUCGAAAUGCUCACCACCGUGACGAGCGCCACUUUCUCCGAAGAGGACUGUGCUUCUCUUGAGGCAGGUAUUGAAGCAGUUCGCAAUUCGCUACCACCACACUUUAUGGACAACAAGACCAGGCAAAUCAACCUACACAUUACGAUGGGUAGUGGAUUCACGUACGCCAUGUUGCAUUGUCUCCUUCAUUGCGCCACCAUCAUGGUAAACCGUCGUAGACUACUUCACCUUGUUACUACUGACGGAUUCAAUCACGAGACCUGGCGUAUGGUGCCGCAUGUUCACUUGCAGACGGUUGACCGUGUAUUUGCAGCUGCUGACAGCGUGGUAUCGCUCCUACUAGCCUUGGAAUCUAACGCGGACAAAGAUGCUGUCCUCAACUUCCCUUUAGUCAUGCUGUUUUCGUGCUUCACAGCUUGUUCUACUGUGGCUUGGUUUAGCCUGAAAGGAUUGACACCCGGCGAUUUGAACGAAACGGCCGAAUCGAUUGUUCGUGAUGGCAUGCGCUUUCUUCAAGAUGGAGCUAAUAUUUGGAUAUUGGCUGUUCCCUGGUAUCGUCACCUAUCUGUUAUGAAUAAGGUCUUGCGGAAUGGUGACAGGACACUUCAGAGAACACAGCCCGAGACUAUUGUGCCUUUGAUGAAAGAGGACACAGCAAGUCAACCGGACCCGGAUAGCAUGGAUUACGAGCGUCCGCAGUCGGCGAACGCUCAAGAGCAGACGGAUAAUCGAGGCAGCGAGCCACCACGAAAGUCCGGAUUCACCACCAUCAACGGAGGGUCGGUUGGUGUGUCACCGCCGGCUACCGCGAGCCCCCCUCCGGGCCAGUCGAAGGCAGACUCUCCAGCACGUUCCCCGUCUGGACAGCCGGCCGAAUCCGCGCCGGCUGCUGGUAACGAUAUGACCGCGGCCGAACUUUGCUUAGCGUUCGAGCGCCAGCUGCUAGAGUUAGACGAUCUCGCUGCCUUCAUGGGCGGAGGUGUGUGA
Molecule: messenger RNA, 1989 nt
Organism: Daldinia vernicosa
Lineage: Eukaryota; Fungi; Ascomycota; Sordariomycetes; Xylariales; Hypoxylaceae
Exons: 3
Coding region: 1-1989 (662 amino acids)
Biological process (GO): regulation of DNA-templated transcription; DNA-templated transcription
Cellular component (GO): nucleus
Molecular function (GO): DNA-binding transcription factor activity, RNA polymerase II-specific; zinc ion binding; DNA binding
Source: RefSeq, a predicted model, not a curated record